Molecule: messenger RNA, 1680 nt
Organism: Poecile atricapillus (Black-capped chickadee)
Lineage: Eukaryota; Metazoa; Chordata; Aves; Passeriformes; Paridae
Gene: MYDGF
Product: myeloid derived growth factor
Exons: 6
Coding region: 457-984 (175 amino acids)
Biological process (GO): positive regulation of angiogenesis; positive regulation of endothelial cell proliferation
Source: RefSeq, a predicted model, not a curated record
GUGCCUUGGUUAAUUGGCUGACGCAGCCAGGGCCUCGUGGUACAAUCGUGGCCUCACGGGAUGCGUUGGGUGGGAUGAGAAUUGAAGCCCUUCUUGUUCCCGGACACCUUCCAGGCUGCUCCAAGCCCCAUCCGACCUCGAUGCUCCCUCUCACCGUGCUCAGCAUCCUCCAGGCCUUCCCUCACAGCUCGGCCAUCCUGCUGUCCUCUGUCCCCAUGGACGCUUGUCCCAAAGGCACCUUAUCCUCGUGGUCCCUCUGCCCCCUGGCCACAGGGCCUCCUGUCCCCAGUGUCCCUUGUCCUAUUGUCCCUUGUCCUCGAUGUCCCCACGUCCUGCUGUCCCUCCGGGGUCCCCGGGGCUUGGCGCGCCCGGGCUCCUGCCCUCACCCAACAUGGCCGCCGCGCCGCCGCCGGGCUGGCCCCUGCCGGCCGCCAUAGCCCGCGCUUCCUCUCCAAGAUGGCGGCGCCCAGCGGGAGGAGCGGCCGGUGCGCGUGGGCCGCGCUGGUGCCCGCGGCCCUGCUGUGCCUGGCGGCCCGGACGGCCGCGGAACCGGGCACGGCCCCGGGCGCGGACCCGAGCACGGCCGAGUUCGACGUGCGGCCCGGCGGGGAGGUUCAUUCCUUCUCCCGGAGCCUGGGGGAUUACGGCUGCACCUUCACCUACUCGGCCCAGGGCGGCACAAACGAGCAGUGGCAGAUGAACGUCGGGGUGAGCGAGGACAGCGGGCUCUUCUCCUGCUCCGUCUGGAGGCCCCAAGGGAAGUCUUAUCUCUUCUUUACCCAGUUUAAAGCUGAAGUGAAAGGAGCCAAGAUAGAGUAUGCCAUGGCUUAUUCUCAGGCUGCUGUGGGUGCCCAGAGCGACAUCCCCUUAAAACAGGAAGAAUUUGAGAUCACUGAAACAACAGUGUCUCACAGGGAAGGCAAGUUCCGUUUCGAGCUGUCCAAACUCGUGAUCGUAGCAAAAACCCCCCGUGACGAGCUGUGACCCCCAGGCCAGCCCUGGGCAGGGGGCUCUGCCUGACCAGCGUGGCAGUGAAGGAAUUUCCUGCAGGCUUUUGCUUUUGGUUGGCCAAACCUUUUCUGUUUUCCGUACUGAAACGUUCCGGGGACCGACGCGAGGGGGGUUUGGAGGUGAGGACGGAUUUGUUCCGCCCUGUGUCAGUGACUCUGUGCUCUGCAGCUGAGAAAUCCCACUCCUCCCGUGCCCCUUCCUGCCUGCCUGAGCUGCUGAGCACAGCUCCCUGGAAAGGGGCUCCUUAUCUGCCUGCCUGGGAAGAGCCUGCAGGGAGAUAAGUGCCUGGAUUUAAGCGAUUUUUCCCUUGCUGAAGGGAAGUUGUUAACUCUGUAGUCUCUGGAGGGGAGAUGGGAUUUGUCCCUCCACCAGCUUGACAGGAGGAAAUAAUUAAUUGAGGGGGAGGGAGGGAUUUGGCCAAAGCUCUGAUUCCAUGGCGAGUGUGUGGCUGGGGUGGAUCCAGAGCUGGGCUUGGGUGGGGGAAGGCAGAGCAGUUUAUUCUGACACAAUCAGGAAUCAAUCCAGGCAACACUUCCACAUCUCAGUGCAACCACGGGACUAUUUUAUACCUACAGAAAAGUGAAUUUUUUCUUAUCCAGAGUAAUAACAGGGAAUGUGCAAUUCCUUUCCUGAGUAAAUGCAGCACAAAUAAAGAAAUAAAGCAUCGUG